Molecule: messenger RNA, 1155 nt
Organism: Ustilaginoidea virens
Lineage: Eukaryota; Fungi; Ascomycota; Sordariomycetes; Hypocreales; Clavicipitaceae
Exons: 1
Coding region: 1-1155 (384 amino acids)
Source: RefSeq, a predicted model, not a curated record
AUGGACGUCGCCUACAAUCAGCACUCUGACCCGGCCCGGCGCAAGAACCGCUCCACCACCAACAUCAACCACCUGUCCCUCGCGCCUCUGACCGUCAAGCUACCCAUCAAUGACAGCGACGCCAUACCCGACUCGGUCGUUCCCAUCUCGCACGGCACCUACCUGCAGGGCAAGUCGGCGCCCACCACGCCGCGACUCCUCUCGCGCGGGUCCGUCACUCCUCGCUCACGAUCCCAUCACCGCACGCCAUCGGCCCCGGGGGGGCCCAUCCCCACGAGCCAAUCCUCCACGCACCUCGGCCACGGCGGCCACGGCAAGAAAUCAAGGUCUGGAGCGUCGACGCCGCGACGACGUGACGGCCCCGGCCCCGGCAACGGCAACGGCAACGGCAACGGCGGCGAGAACGAAAGCGACUGGCUCCUAAGGGCCGGCGCGCUCCUCAGCUCCGAGGCGCGGGAAUACAAGGGCCAGGCCUGGCUCGUGUCCAGGCAGAGCUCGACCAGCCUGGCCGGCGUGCGGGACGCCGACGAGGAGGCCUUUGAGCAGGAACUCGCUCGCGAGCGGGAGGCGGCGAGCCGCCGCGCCAGCCGGCGGGGCAGCUCGGCCGCGGCGGACGACGACGCGACCCCCGGCGGCAGCAGGCUGAGCAGCCGGCUCAACAGCCGCAAGCACAGCAUGGUCGAAACCCGCGGCCACGCGGACGCGCCGCCGGACCGGGCCGGCGCCGACGCCGACGCCGACGACUCGUACUUCCCCAGCCACCAGGGCGGCAUCGCCGGCCCCGACUUUGUCAACCUCGACGAGAAGCUCGAGGAGCUCGAGCACGACACGGCCCAGGACGACGAGGCCACCGUGCGCAGGCUCGUGCGGCACGGCGCCGCCGGCCAGGGGUCGUGGAUCAGCAACGUCAUCGGCUGGUCCUUGUUCAAGGUGGACGAGAACGAGGAGGACUCGGAAGACGACGAGGCAGACGCCAUGGAGGAGGAGAAGGAGGAGGAGGAGCCGGCGUGCGCGGGGCGCGGAGUGCCAUCCCACCGGCAUUUCGAGCAUGUGCUCCAUGCCCCGAUCGAGCGGUUACCACCGCCAACUGCCGACCAAGGUGGCUGGAAGGACGCCGCCUGGCUGCUCAGCGUCGCCUCCAAAGUCAUGUUUUGA